GUUAGCUAGCUAACAGUUACUGAAACUAACUACUAGCGAUCUUUUUUAUGCUUGUUAUGAAGCAUUCUGCCAUAAAACAUUAAAACUACACGUUAAUCUAAGGCAGCGUUUCUCAAAGUGUGGGGCGCGCCCCACUAGUGGGUCGCGUGGGUAUUGCAGGUGGGGCGCAGGGAAUCGGGAGAAAUAAACCUUUUUAAACUUGUCCUUUAAAUGCCUUUUUGUUUUGCCAAUAAAAGGGGCGAGGGCGCGGCGGGCAUAAGCCCCGGAUGUUUAAAAUGUCGGCGGAACAACGUAAACAGUACAACAGAGCAGUAGAGGUGUGUACAAAAUGGACAAAUUUGUUACAAGGACCACAAAAGUUGGCGAGUCCGCGCCAACAGAGAAACAGAAGACAGACGGGCCAAAUCAAUCGAAAUGCCAACCAAAAAGAAGGUAUGAUGAGGCAUAUCUUGCUUUUGGAUUCACUGUAGCUGAGGUGGGAGAUGAGGAGCGACCCAUGUGUGUUCUGUGUCUUAGACAAUUGGCAGCAGACAGUAUGAGACCUAACAAAUUGCGCAGACACUUGGAGACCUCACACCCAGCUCACGCUGAUAAGCCCAUCAAUUUUUUUCAACGAAAACUCGCAGAAUACCGUCAGCAGGAAAAGCGAAUGGUGAAAGCUGCGUCAGUGAAUAGUAAAGCACAAAUGGCAUCUUACAGAGUUGCAUAUAGAGUCGCCCAGUGCAAAAAACCACACACAAUAGCUGAGCAACUUAUUCUCCCCGCUGCUGUUGACAUGGUGUCAGUUAUGCUGGAUGAGAUAAGCGCUGCAAAGUUGAAAACAAUCCCCCUGUCAAACGACACAAUUGCGAGGCGUAUUUGCGACAUUUCCAAUGAUCUUGAAGCACAACUCAUUGACAAACUGAAAGAAAAUCGUUUUGCAAUACAAGUGGACGAAGCCACAGACAGCAGUAAAAACUGUUUGUUCAUUUCGUAUGUCCGCUUUGUAAAUUCGGAGUCACUGACAAUGAGCGAGGAUUUGCUCUUUUGCAAAUCCGUGCAAACAAGAGCCACGGCUGAGGAGCUUUUCAAGAUUAUGGACAGCUACUUCACAGAACAUGAGCUGAAAUGGGAAAACUGUGUGGGCUUUUGCUCUGAUGGUGCACAAACUAUGGCAGGGAAAAGGAAAGGACUCCAGGCAUUAGUCAAAAGGGCUGCACCAGACGCGCAGUGGACGCACUGCAUCAUCCAUAGGGAAGCGCUGGCUUCCAGGCAGCUCAGCCCCGAACUAAACGAGGUUUUGACAGCAGUUGUGGAUGUGAUCAAUUUCAUCAAAACGCGACCUCUGAAAGCGCGACUGUUCUCCGCUCUAUGUGAGGAGAUGGGCGCUGAUCAUACAGCUGUGCUAUUUCACAGCGAAGCAAGGUGGCUCUCCCGAGGAAAAGUGUUGUCGCGCGUCUUUGAGCUCAGAACGGAGAUUCGGGUGUUUUUGGAAGAAGAGCGCAUGUAUGAAGCAGCGGGCAAAUUUGGUGAUCAACCAUUUCUAAUGAAACUGGCUUAUCUCAGCGAUGUAUUUGCAAAGCUGAAUGAAUUAAAUCUUCAGCUUCAAGGCAGAGACAAGCACCUACCUCACCUUGCAGACAAGAUAACUGCAUUCAUCCGAAAGCUCGAAGUGUGGGGCAGGCGCCUCGACCAAGGAAAUACUGAUGUCUUUGAGAAUCUGACUGAAGUUGCUGAAACCGUUGAUUCUGGAGCCACCACAGUGAUUCCAUGCAUACAACAGCACAUCAGUGCAUUGAGAGGAUUGUUUCAAAAAUACUUUCCAAAUAGUGCUGCUCAGUAUGACUGGAUUGUGGACCCGUUUAAUGCAGCAGCACCAGCUGAGUUUAGCUCUGCCACAGAGGAACAACUGAUUGAGCUGACCUCUGACUCCACCCUGAGACUAAGAUUUACAUCUGAGCCUCUCAGUCACUUCUGGCUUGAAGUGGAAAGGGAGUAUCCACUCGUUGGGCAGAGAGCUGUGGACAUUCUUCUUCCCUUUGCCACAUCCUAUCUCUGUGAGAUUGGCUUUUCAGCUGUUACUUCACUGAAAACAAAGUACAGGUCUCAGCUUAAUGUUGCACAUGACUUGAGAGUGGCAGUAUCAAGCAUGCAACCCCGUUUUGAAAAGAUGUGUAGUGCAAAACAGGCUCACUGCAGUCACUGAUGCUGUGAUAAGGCAUAGUCAUUCGUCAUUUUUUGUCACUUUGUUCUGCCUUUGCUCUUUUUUUGCACAGAUUGAAAAUGAAGAAACUAAACCAUAAUUUAGUCAUUGGUCAUAUUCAUUUGUUGUUUUUUGUCAUUUUGUUCUGCCUUUGCUCUGCACAUAUUGAAAUUGGAUAAAUUAACCAAAACUUAGUAGGCCAAUUUUCUGUAUUUUUUUUUUAUUUUGAACAUUGAUGUUAAUAUUUUAGAGUGUUAUAAUGUUAACCUUCUGCUUAAGAGACAAAUUGAUGUUACUUAAUAAAUUAAUUGUAAAAUUUAAAA
This is a messenger RNA of Astyanax mexicanus (Mexican tetra), 2505 nucleotides long. Its product is annotated as zinc finger BED domain-containing protein 5-like. NCBI's taxonomy places the organism in Eukaryota, Metazoa, Chordata, Actinopteri, Characiformes, Acestrorhamphidae. Bases 329 to 2185 code for a protein of 618 amino acids. The record is from RefSeq and is a predicted model, not a curated record. The transcript is spliced from 2 exons.